Messenger RNA from Monodelphis domestica (gray short-tailed opossum), 1427 nucleotides. Its product is annotated as neuropeptide Y receptor type 6-like. Gene Ontology annotation, molecular function: neuropeptide binding; neuropeptide Y receptor activity. The record is from RefSeq and is a predicted model, not a curated record. Gene Ontology annotation, biological process: G protein-coupled receptor signaling pathway. Gene Ontology annotation, cellular component: neuron projection; plasma membrane. NCBI's taxonomy places the organism in Eukaryota, Metazoa, Chordata, Mammalia, Didelphimorphia, Didelphidae.
GUUGUUGUUUUUUCCUUUCAGGACUCUAGGAAGAUGUUCACUAUGCCAAAAUAUUACCAUCAUGUAGAGUCAGGGAACAAGAAGACUGAAGACUACUGACCACAUUCUGGAAGCCUAUAAGCAAAGUCCCAAACAAGCAGAGGCCUACAACUCUACCUUGGAAAAUAGCAUUGACUCUUCCCCCAGGCCUAAUGGAAUGAAUUAUUCUGAGAAUUCUAUAAACCAUAUGGCUCCUAACCAAACCACAGUAAAGACCAACAACUCUAUGUUUUUAUACUUUGAAUCCUGUCCACUGCCUUCUCUAGCCUUAUUAAUCCUAGUCAUUGCCUACAUCAUAGUCAUAAUUGUAGGCCUUUUUGGAAACCUCUCACUCAUCAUCAUCAUCAUCAUCAAAAAGCAGAGAAAGGCUAAAAAUGUCACUAACCUCUUAAUUGCCAACCUCUCCCUGUCUGACAUCUUGAUGUGUGUCAUGUGUAUCCCUUUUACAGUCAUCUAUACUCUGAUGGAUUACUGGAUAUUUGGAGACAUCAUGUGUAAACUGACUUCCUAUGCACAGAGUGUUUCCAUCACUGUUUCCAUAUUUUCAUUGGUCUUAAUUGCUGUUGAAAGGUACCAGCUAAUUGUAAACCCUCGUGGCUGGAAACCUAACAUAUCACAUGCUUACUGGGGCAUCAUGAUCAUUUGGCUGUUUUCUCUCCUGCUGUCAGUUCCCUUCUUGCUAUCUUACCACCUCACUAAUGAGCCCUUCCUCAAUCUCUCCCUCCCCCAUGACCUCUACACUGACCAGAAGGCCUGCAUGGAGGACUGGCCCUCUAAAGGGCACCAGCUCCUCUUCACCACCUCCAUGCUCAUGCUCCAGUACUUCCUUCCCCUGGGCUUUAUCUUUGUCUGCUAUGUGAGGAUCCUGAUCUGCCUGUAUAGGAGGAAUGGGAAGGUGGAAAGGUCCAGGGAGAGUGAAAGUAAGAGGAUAAACAUUGUGUUGAUCUCCAUUAUAGUGACCUUUGGAGCUUGCUGGCUACCCCUCAACAUCUUCAAUGCCAUCUUUGAUUGGUACCAUGAAGCCCUGAUGAUCUGCCACCAUGACCUGGUGUUUGUGGUUUGCCACCUGGUUGCCAUGACCUCUACAUGUGUCAACCCUCUUUUUUAUGGCUUCCUCAAUAAGAAUUUCCAGAAAGAUCUCAUAGUGCUCAUCUGCCAUUGCCGAUGCUUUGCACCUCAAAGGAAAUAUGAAAAUAUUGCUAUUUCUACCAUGCACACAGAUGAAUCCAAAGGGUUCUUAAAAUUAGCCCCUACCCCAGCAGCAAACUAAAAUAUGUGCUGCUUCAGUGUUUUCCAUCUCUCUGAUAUUGGAGAUACUCUUUGUCCAUGUAGCUAAUCAUCUGAACAAGGUCACUUCCUUGGAGGUGAGAAUUCAGACCUAAAAAAAA